AUGCAAUCGAGAGGUCUGUCAACCCCUGGAAAACCAAAACAAGAAGUGCUUCAAAUCGUCUUCGAUCUUGGAGAAAAGAAACAUGAAACAUUGCAUGUAUAUGAUGAUUCUGAUAUAACUAUGAUUGCAAAGGAAUUUGUUAGCAAACAUUAGUUAAGAGAGGAGGCAACUAUUUUAAUAGAAUAAACUAUCAUCAGCAAUCUGCAGGACAGCCAUUGUUCAAAAUAGAGCAUUUUCGAUCGAUUACAUAAUGAAGCUGCCGUUAAGACCCAGAAAAAACAUUAAUAAUUUAUCACCAACAGUCUAUCUUAAACUUUCAGUCCUCAAAAAACAUUACCAUACAAUCCAGGAGAAUAGUUAUAUUAAAGAUCAAGGCAAAGUCGAGUUUUAGAGCCUAAAUAAGAUGUUUUAUAUUCCUUCAAACCAUAUAUAAGUGAGAAAAGCUUGGCUUUGGCUAAAAGACCGAAUAUGCCCACAUCAGAAUAUUUGAUUAUGCAAGGCAAACAGAUGGCAUACAGAAAAGAACAAUUAAGAAGUAGCAGAAUGGCUGCAUAGAAUUAGUAAUGCUCAUUUUAACCUACUAUCAACCCCAUAAGUCAAAAGAUUUCUCAAGAAAAGGAAAGAAACUAUUCGAGUGCUCAAAAAAGUCAGAUACAUGAUCGAUUAUAUUAAUAAGGCAUAAACUCGAUGAAGAAAAAGAAAGAGGCUAGCCAAAUGAUCAAUUAAUCAAAAAUGACUUCUCCUUUAAAAAGCAAACCUUCGGAUAUUCCAUUUCUAGAAAGAAUGCAAAUUUCUAUCUAGAAAAGAUAAAAAAAAUUAGAAGAAACUGUAAUGACUGAAGAACCUACACAUGAUCUGUCAACCGGUUAAAAAUUAUAUCAUCCUAUAAUUGGAAGACCACCUACAAAUGAGCGAAAUAACACUAAUCUUCCAAUAGGUGACUAUUUAUUUCAAAUGAGAACUGUCCAUGAAGAUCAUCAUAAUUACUUAGUUGAAUAGGAAAGAUAAUCUAUUAUGAAUUCCAUGGCAAAGUCUUCAGAAAAAUCAAGUUUGAUUUAUGAGGAUAAGAAGAGGAAAGUCUUAGAAGAGAUAUUCUCUUUACUUGAUUCAGACGGAGAUGGGUAAAUUUCAGCAUCUUCUAUUGAAAUAUCUGGAAUUUAAUAAGAAAUUUUAUAAAUUUUGGCACCACUCUUAUGCGAAAUGGAAUCGAUUUAGGCUCAAUUAGAUCUAGAAUCAUUUAUAGAAGCAGCUAAUAGAUUGAUAUAAUCUUUAAAUGUUUCAGAUAAAAAUAAAUUAAUCAAUGGAUUAAGAUAAAAAAAAAUAGUAGAUCUCGAUUAAUGUACUUUCUAACCUAAAUUAUGCAAGCACUCAAUGAAAAUAGUUAAAUCGGGUCCAAAAUUACAAUAGAAUAAACUUGAGUUAGUGAAACAAGAAUAAGAAUAAAAAGUAAUGUAAGAAUGCACAUUUAAACCUCAAUUAUAUAAUCCACUUAAAAUUUACGAUUUUAUGCUUAAUCAAUGA
This is a messenger RNA of Paramecium tetraurelia, 1521 nucleotides long. RefSeq lists its product as uncharacterized. The transcript has 6 exons. The record is from RefSeq and is a predicted model, not a curated record. NCBI's taxonomy places the organism in Eukaryota, Ciliophora, Oligohymenophorea, Peniculida, Parameciidae. Gene Ontology annotation, molecular function: calcium ion binding.